GCAGCUGCCAGUUUUCUUCACACCCCUCUGUACUCGGCUCGCUACCUUUCCGGAUGCUGCGCAUCUCUCUGGAGUUUAUUCUUAGAGCCCUAAUAACACCAUGACCCCGCGUCCAGGUGCCUUCAUCCCCCGGACAAGGUCCUAAUACAGCACAGGGAGUCGGUCGCCAUGACAAAGGACACCAAGGCAUUCACAUCAGCUUCGGGGGCCACAGUCACCAGCGCCAAACCGUUGCCCGUCUCACGCGCCACCAAACGGGCUGAAAAAGCAGAGAAAGCGGAUAAAAAGCUGAGGCGGCGGCAGAGGUACGUGGAGAAAGACGGCCACUGUAACGUCCAGCACGGAAACGUGAGGGAGACUUACCGCUAUCUGACCGACAUCUUCACCACCUUGGUGGACCUGAGGUGGAGGGUCAGCCUGCUGGUGUUCAUUCUGGCCUAUGCCAUCACCUGGCUGUUUUUUGGAGUUAUCUGGUGGUUUAUCGCUUACUGCCGAGGGGACUUGGAUCACUUGGAAGACCAAACAUGGACGCCUUGUGUCAACAACCUCAACGGCUUCGUCUCUGCAUUCCUGUUUUCCAUUGAGACGGAGACGACCAUUGGUUACGGCCACCGGGUCAUCACAGAUAAGUGCCCCGAGGGGAUUAUUCUGCUGCUGCUGCAGGCCAUUCUGGGCUCCAUGGUGAACGCCUUUAUGGUGGGCUGCAUGUUUGUUAAGAUCUCCCAACCCAACAAGAGGGCAGAGACGCUGGUCUUCUCCUCGCACGCAGUGAUCUCGUUACGAGAUGACAGACUCUGCCUCAUGUUCCGCGUCGGAGACUUGCGCAACUCUCACAUUGUAGAGGCGUCCAUCCGAGCCAAGCUCAUCAAAUCCAAACAAACGCAGGAGGGAGAGUUCAUCCCACUCAACCAGACGGACAUAAACGUGGGAUUUGAGACCGGCGACGACCGUCUUUUUCUGGUAUCUCCUCUCAUUAUCAGCCAUGAGAUCAAUGAGCACAGUCCCUUCUGGGAUGUGUCCAAACGGCAAUUAGAGAAGGACGAAUUUGAGAUUGUGGUGAUCUUGGAAGGCAUGGUAGAAGCUACAGGGAUGACCUGCCAGGCCCGGAGCUCCUAUCUGGUGGAUGAGGUGCUCUGGGGACACCGCUUCAUGUCUGUGCUCUCCCUGGAAGACGGCUUCUACGAGGUGGAUUAUAACACCUUCCACCAGACAUUCGAGGUGCCCACCCCCACAUGCAGUGCCCGCGAGAUGGCAGAGGCAGCAGCGCGCAUGGACGCCCAUCUCUACUGGUCUAUCCCCAGCCAGCUGGAUGAAAAGGUGGAGGAAGCGACGGAGAAAGAGGACAAGGAACAGAAUGGGAGCCUCAACAGCCCCGAGAGUGAACCGGUCCCGGCGGAGUGAGCUUUGCCUCCAACACUGUUAAAGACGAGCACUUGUGUUGGGGUAUAAAUGGAGGCGCAUCCGCAGCAGGGGGAGGGGGUUCAGCCGCUUUCUGCCCCGGUCUCACCAAUGUCUCAUAAUAGCUUUUGCCUCAACGUCCAGGACCAGCCCUGGCACAGAUCCUUUAGUUAAAUUCGUCUCUAGGACUCCUGAUUGUCCUCCCAGAACCAGGACUGGAUCGCCACCUAAAUCGGGAUCCUGCCCCUUCCUCCCACCCUUGCUUCGUAGGGUAAAGUCCUAA
Messenger RNA from Spea bombifrons (plains spadefoot toad), 1681 nucleotides. RefSeq names its product potassium inwardly rectifying channel subfamily J member 9 (gene KCNJ9). Gene Ontology annotation, biological process: regulation of monoatomic ion transmembrane transport; potassium ion import across plasma membrane. The record is from RefSeq and is a predicted model, not a curated record. Bases 169 to 1401 code for a protein of 410 amino acids. Lineage: Eukaryota; Metazoa; Chordata; Amphibia; Anura; Pelobatidae. Gene Ontology annotation, cellular component: plasma membrane. Gene Ontology annotation, molecular function: G-protein activated inward rectifier potassium channel activity. The transcript is spliced from 3 exons.